AUGGCCACAAUUUCUGCUCAACAAUUCACAUCAUCCAUCUCAAUCAAGCCUCUCAUCCAUCUCAUCCAACUAAAGACAAUAUGGGCCCCUAUGCAAUGCGUGGCUAUCGCUCCUCUCGACGGACCUUUUUCCGAGGCUUCGAUCCUCGACACGCAUACGGUCUUCGUGGAGGUUUCCGCCACGGUGGAAUGGGCGGCGCACUCAAAGUCGCUUUCCUAGGCACAUUCACCUAUUUGAUCGCGAAGCAAUUCUCCCGUGUCCACCUGCCGGUUUCAAUGGCCCUACUCAGCCAGUUUCACAACACGCUCAAUACCCCCCCGGGUACACGGUAUCAGUACCCUGUGCAACCAGCCUCAAAUCUUUCCAGUGGAGGUCCAGCAUCACCGGAGUGA
Messenger RNA from Penicillium taxi, 392 nucleotides. RefSeq lists its product as uncharacterized. The transcript is spliced from 2 exons. The record is from RefSeq and is a predicted model, not a curated record. Lineage: Eukaryota; Fungi; Ascomycota; Eurotiomycetes; Eurotiales; Aspergillaceae. Bases 81 to 392 code for a protein of 103 amino acids.